Molecule: messenger RNA, 3863 nt
Organism: Dipodomys spectabilis (banner-tailed kangaroo rat)
Lineage: Eukaryota; Metazoa; Chordata; Mammalia; Rodentia; Heteromyidae
Product: NEDD4-binding protein 2-like 2
Exons: 10
Coding region: 195-3704 (1169 amino acids)
Biological process (GO): negative regulation of transcription by RNA polymerase II
Cellular component (GO): nucleus
Molecular function (GO): transcription corepressor activity
Source: RefSeq, a predicted model, not a curated record
UAACUGAGAGGUGGCCGCCAUCUUGCGUACGGAGGUGCGGCUCACUGCCUCACGUCCGGAUUCCUGGUGGUUGAGUCGGUCCUUCUGUCUGCUUUGUGGCGAAAGUCUUAUCGUGUUGGUAUUUUUUUCUCUCAUCGAAAGAGGUUUGUGUUUUUAUAGGCGAGGUCAAGGCCCAUGCAGAGCUGUGGCGUAAGAUGCCUUAUGCUAAAAUUGAAACUAAGUUCUCUGGACCUGGAGAAGAACUAACAAGUGAACCAUCCUAUAAAAAAUUGAAGUCAACUACAGAGGCUUGUGUUUUCCCUCAUCAUGAUAGUGCUGAUUUUCACAAAAUUCAACAGAAAACUGGAAAUAAUUGGGUCCCUGUGGCCGUAAUUGAUGUCAGAAGACAUAGUUAUCCUGAGGAAGACAAAACCCAAACUACAGAUUUGCUGAAACCUGUGCAUGAUGAGACACCUGGUAAUAAACUAGAUGUUAUUGAAUCCACUGGUUCACAAGUUUUACAAAGUGGAAACCCUCCAUUAGUAUCCACAGAUGAUGAGAUAUAUAGCACAAGUAAAGCAUUCAUAGGACCCAUUUACAAACCCCCAGAGAAAAAGAAGUUCAAGGAAAGAAAUCAGACUAACACUCUCAGUGGUAUAAAUGGCAAAGGAACAAGAGAGGAAAAACAGAAGUUCAACGCCAAAAAGCCAGAGAUUGACACUGAAUUAUCCCAGUUUUACAAAGAAAUUGAAGAGCUUGAAAAUGAAAAAGAUGAUUCAGAAGAAAGUAUUUGUAAGGAACUUGAAUCUUCUCAGGAACAAGUUAUUCCAUGUUACCAGCGCUAUAGUACUGAUAUCUUAAAAUCUGAUGACAUUAAAGAGCUCUGUACUACUUUUCAGGCACAAUGUGAUUAUCAACAGUACUUAGAGAAUGAGCUAGGCCACUAUUCUUAUGAUGAACAAGAAAUACCUACAUUUUGUGAUAUUUCAUUUACUUCCUUCAGGCCUGAGUGGCAGUCAAUGCAUCCUUUUAUAGUACCACAUGGUCCUCCUCUUCCUAGUUUUAAUUACCAUUUAAAUAUUCCAAGAUUCAGUACUUCACCAAAUCUACCACCAAAUAUUUUCCCUGCUCAGGAUAACUCCCUGAUGCGAAGUGGGUAUUAUGAAGAUAGUUGUCAUGAUAACUGGGAUUGUUUGACAUUUGAUCAGAGCAAUGAAUAUACUGUUACUGAAAAUGGUAGUAAUGUUCAUCCCUCUAGAAAUGGCUACAGUGUGCAAGAUGGAUAUAUGAGACAUGAUUUCUAUGAAAUCAGACAAGGAUUUUGGAAGGACUCUAUUGACAAGUAUAGUGAAACACAUAGAUUUGUGAACCAGCAGUUUCAAGAGGAAAAGUUAAAUAAAUUGCAGAAGUUACUUAUUCUUUUGAGAGGUCUGCCUGGUUCUGGGAAAACAACAUUGUCUCGAAUUCUACUUGGUCAGAGCCGUGAUGGCAUUGUAUUCAGCACUGAUGACUAUUUUCACCAUCAAGAUGGGUACAGGUAUAAUGUUAAUCAACUUGGUGAUGCCCAUGACUGGAACCAGAACAGAGCAAAACAAGCUAUUGAUCAGGGAAGAUCUCCAGUUAUAAUAGACAACACUAAUACACAAGCUUGGGAAAUGAAACCAUAUGUGGAAAUGGCCAUAGGAAAAGGAUACAGAGUAGAGUUUCAUGAACCUGAAACUUGGUGGAAAUUUGAUCCUGAAGAAUUAGAAAAGAGGAAUAAACAUGGUGUUUCUCGAAAGAAGAUUGCUCAGAUGCUGGAUCGUUAUGAAUAUCAAAUGUCCAUCUCUAUUGUAAUGAACUCAGUGGAACCAACACAGAAAAGCACACAAAGACUCACCCCUCCACAGGGGAGUCAGAGAGAAGGAAUUUUGAGGAAAACUGGGUUCCGACUCAGCAAAGCCAAACAGAAAAGAAACAGAAAACGAAACAAAAAAUCUAACAGUCUUUGUGAAAUCGCAGAUGAAAACUCACUUGAAACUUGUAGUUAUCUUACAACAGAAGCUCAGUACCCAUUUCAGAAUGAAGAAGAUAUUAAAGAGAACAAAACAGUAGCAGAAUGUCUUUUUAUUAGUGGCCGACAAAAUGCAUGUAGAGAACUGAAUGGCUGUAAAGAAAAAAAUCUUGAAGAUAGUUUUGAAAGUGUUGUAUCUACAGUUGAACUGUAUAACACGCCAAAGAACUUCUCCAAGGGAGAUGAUGAAUUAAUUCUAAUUUCUUCAUCAAUGUCAAACAAAAGCUCUGGUACUUGGCCCAUAGGGACUCAAAAUCUUCCUUGUGUAACAAAGGAUGACUGCUCUGGCAUAAAGGUAGAAAAACACAAGGACAAUAGGUUUACCAUGGCAUUAAACAUGAAGAACUCAUUUGCUAGUACUCCAUGUCCAUUUCUCCAGAAGAUAGAAGUAGACCAAAGACUACUAAAUGAACCAAUUGAGCACUAUCAACAUGGAUCCAGAGCUUCAGAGAACAUUUUAAGAGAGGAACAAGGAGUACAUGCAAGUAAAAAUAAUUAUUGGGCUUUUCUCACAAACAAUUUGUCUGAUGAGGAAUUACAGCUAGGCUCUGAUAGACAACCUUAUUUUGAUAGCUGGCCUGAGGGACCUCAUAAAUUUGUGUGUGAACAGAGACCAAAGAAAGAUAGAUCACAUAAACUGGCCUGUCCUGACAGCAAGGAGCAAUUGAUUAAAUUGAUCUCCACUUCUGAAGGCAUAUCAGAACCAGGAAGCAGACAAGAAAUAUUGAUAGAUGUGAAGUUACUGGUAGAAGAUGAAGAUUUGUCACCUAUCACAGAAACUAUAGCUCCAUUCAGAGACACAGAAACAAAUAACUUCAGAAGCUGUUUACCUCAACUAGAUAACCCAAAGAGUGCCUCAGUGAAUGAAAAAAGGUGGAGAAAGAUUUUUAAUUUGGUACCAAACUUUAGUUUACUGGGACAGAGUCUUACCAAUACAAAAGAAAAGGAGAAACAUAGCCUGUUAACAGAAAGCCAUGCACUGAACAAUAUUUUGGGAGAAGAAAAAGACAAAAAUUCAGAAGUAAAUAACAAAGAGGAGAAAAAACAAAAACUCAUGACAUGUAAUGAUAAAAAAACAUCAUUGUUUCAUUUUGAUAUUUUCAAAGACUCACCUCUAAAUAUUGGUGGAAAAUUUUAUUUUCCUUACCUGUCAUUUAAUAGACUAGGACAUGCUAUGUAUCUUUAUAAAAAUCCUCUUCCUUCUUUUGUGCUACAUUAUAUAUCUAGCUUUUGGAUGAUACCUUUUACCAGCAAAAAAACAUUUUUGACUUUCAAAUCUCAGACAAGAGUAAGAAAUACACUAACAGAUGUAGACUUUAUUUUUUCAGAAAUUUUAUGUAGCCAACCUGAUACUUUGUGCUCUUUGAGGAUUACUUCUGAUACUCAGGUUUUAAAUGAAAGAUCUGGUGAAAAACUAAAGAAAUUGAAAGACUCUAAGUCACUACAGUGUUUACCAACUGAGAAUCACCAUGAUUUAAGACUGGAUUCUUUUUGGCUGCCCUUACCACAAAGGUUUGCUUUCCAAUUGGUAAAGCUUUUUGGACCUCCUGGAAUUCCACUGGAAUCCUUAUUGCCUGAUGACUAUGUGAUUCCCCUUGACUGGAAAACACUGAAAAUGAUCUACUUGCAGUGGAAGAUAACAGUAGAGAAAAGACAAAAGAAGAUUGGUUAAAAAUGAAAAUUUCCUGAACACUUUCGCUGGUUUCCACCUCAUUGCUGAAGAUCCUGAUUAUGGAGAAAAGUCUGCAAGUCACAGCUGACCUGAGGAACACACCCAUUGGACACCAAAACUGGCUUGGAUGUUCUUGAUAAGUUAUCUGAAUAAUAAUUU